GCGCCGGGGGGGCGGGGGAGGCGCCGGAGCGGGCGGUGACGGCGGCGGCGCGGAGGAGCCAGCGGCUAGGCCCGGGCCCCGUGCGUCUGUCCGCGCCCCGUGGAUGCGAAUCGGCUGCGGCGGAGGAGGCGGCGGCGGAGGAGGAGUCGGUGGGCCGGCGCCGGGCGGGUGGGAGCGCGGAGGAUGAGGCCGCUGCCGGGCGCUCCCGGCGUGGCGGCGGCCGCCGCGCUGUUGCUGCUGCUGCUGCUGCCGCCCCGGGCCCGGGCGGACGAGCACGAGCACACGUAUCAAGAUAAAGAGGAAGUUGUCUUAUGGAUGAAUACUGUUGGGCCCUACCAUAAUCGCCAAGAGACAUAUAAGUACUUUUCACUUCCAUUCUGUGUGGGGUCAAAAAAAAGUAUCAGUCAUUACCAUGAAACGCUGGGAGAAGCGCUUCAAGGAGUUGAAUUGGAAUUUAGUGGUCUGGAUAUUAAAUUCAAAGAUGAUGUGAUGCCAGCCACUUACUGUGAAAUCGACUUAGAUAAAGAAAAGAGAGAUGCAUUUGUGUAUGCGAUCAAAAAUCACUACUGGUACCAGAUGUACAUAGAUGACUUACCAAUAUGGGGUAUUGUUGGUGAAGCAGACGAAAAUGGAGAAGAUUACUAUCUUUGGACCUAUAAAAAACUUGAAAUAGGUUUUAAUGGAAAUCGAAUUGUUGAUGUUAACCUAACUAGUGAAGGAAAAGUGAAACUGGUUCCUAAUACUAAAAUCCAGAUGUCAUAUUCAGUAAAAUGGAAAAAGUCAGAUGUAAAAUUUGAAGAUCGAUUUGACAAAUAUCUUGAUCCAUCCUUUUUUCAACACAGGAUUCACUGGUUUUCAAUUUUCAACUCCUUUAUGAUGGUUAUCUUCUUGGUGGGCUUAGUGUCAAUGAUUUUAAUGAGAACUUUAAGAAAAGAUUAUGCCCGGUACAGUAAAGAAGAAGAAAUGGACGACAUGGAUAGAGACCUAGGAGAUGAGUAUGGAUGGAAGCAGGUGCAUGGAGAUGUAUUUAGACCAUCAAGUCACCCGCUGAUAUUUUCCUCUCUCAUUGGUUCUGGAUGUCAGAUAUUUGCUGUGUCUCUCAUUGUUAUUAUUGUUGCAAUGAUAGAAGAUUUGUAUACAGAGAGGGGGUCAAUGCUCAGUACAGCCAUAUUUGUCUAUGCUGCUACAUCUCCAGUGAAUGGUUAUUUUGGAGGAAGUCUGUAUGCUAGACAAGGAGGAAGGAGAUGGAUAAAGCAGAUGUUCAUUGGCGCAUUCCUCAUCCCAGCUAUGGUGUGUGGCACUGCCUUCUUCAUCAAUUUUAUAGCCAUUUAUUACCAUGCUUCGAGAGCCAUUCCUUUUGGAACAAUGGUGGCCGUUUGUUGCAUCUGUUUUUUUGUUAUCCUUCCUCUAAAUCUCGUUGGUACAAUACUUGGCCGAAAUCUGUCAGGUCAACCCAACUUUCCAUGUCGUGUCAAUGCUGUGCCUCGUCCCAUACCGGAGAAAAAAUGGUUCAUGGAGCCUGCAGUUAUUGUUUGCCUGGGAGGAAUUUUACCUUUUGGCUCAAUCUUUAUUGAAAUGUAUUUCAUCUUCACAUCUUUCUGGGCGUAUAAGAUCUAUUAUGUCUAUGGCUUCAUGAUGCUGGUGCUGGUCAUCCUGUGCAUUGUGACCGUCUGUGUGACCAUCGUGUGCACAUACUUUCUACUAAAUGCAGAGGAUUAUAGGUGGCAAUGGACAAGUUUUCUCUCUGCUGCAUCAACUGCAAUUUAUGUUUACAUGUAUUCCUUUUACUACUAUUUUUUCAAAACAAAGAUGUAUGGCUUAUUUCAAACAUCAUUUUACUUUGGAUAUAUGGCGGUAUUUAGCACAGCCUUGGGGAUAAUGUGUGGAGCAAUUGGUUACAUGGGAACAAGUGCCUUCGUCCGAAAAAUCUAUACUAAUGUGAAAAUUGACUAAAGACCCAAGAAAACCUGGAACUUCGGAUCAAUUUCUCUUUCACAGGGGUGGAACUUGCACAGCAAAAAAAAAACGCAAGAAGAGAUUAGGGCUUUAACACUGGGUACUUUGUGGGUCUCUCUUUCGUGGAUGGCUUAAAGUAACAUCUAUUUCCAUUGAUCCUAGGUUCUUACUGACUGCUUUCUCCAACUGUUCACAGCAAAUGCUUGGAUUUUAUGCAGUAGGCAUUACUACAGUACAUGGCUAAUCUUCCCAAAAACUAGCUCAUUAAAGAUGAAAUAGACCAGCUCUCUUCAGUGAAGAGGACAAAUAGUUUAUUUAAAGCAUUUGUUCCAGUAAAAUAAAUAGAGGGAAACUUGGAUGCUAAAAUUACAUGAAUAGAAAUCUUCCUGGCACUAGUGUUUCUACGAUAUUGAAAAAUAAUGUUCCAGAAAGAUUAAUUUUUUUCUCUUAUUUUUACUGCCAUCGUCAGCCUAUUGUGGGACAUUUUUAUAUAUUGAACCUGGGUUCUUUUUUGACCUGCCUUUUUUUUUUUUCCAAUACAACUGCAUCCUUUUUUUUUUUUAAAGAGAAAAUUUAAAAAUAUUAAAUCCUGCGUGUAAUAUAUCUGCUGUCAUCUUAGUUGGACCAACUUCCCAUUUAUUUAUCUUAAAACUAUCCAGUUACAUCUUAAUUCCAUCCAAAGAAGAUACAGUCUGAAGAUAGAGGUGUACUCUCUACAAUGCAAUUUACUGUACAGUUAGAAAGCAAAGUGUUAAAUGGAGAAGAUAUUUGUUUUUAUUAAACAUUUUGAGAUUUAGAUAAACUACAUUUUAACUGAAUGUCUAAGUGAUUAUCUGCCCCCUCCCCCCAAGUUAGUCUUACAUUUUUUUGGGUUUGAAUGAAGGUUUUACAUAAGAAAUUAUUAAAAACAAGGGGGGUGGGUAAUAAAUGUAUAUAACAUUAAAUAAUGUAACGUAGGUGUAGAUUCCCAAAUGCAUUUGGAUGUACAGAUUGACUACAGAGUACUUUUUUCUGAUGAUGAUUGGUGUAGAAAUGUGUGAAUUUGGGUGGCUUUUUACAUCUUGCCUACCAUGCAUGAAACAUUGGGGUUUCCUCAAAAUGUGUGUGUCAUACUUCUUUUGGGAGGGGGGAUUGUUUUGUUUUUUUUCUCCUGAGACUCCUACAGGAGCUAAAUUUGUAAUUUAGAAACAUUUAAUUUUGUUAAUUCUGUCUGGGGCACUUAAGUAACAUCUAAAGCAUUACUGCUUUAGAAUGUUAAAAUAAAAUUUCCUGACCAAA
Messenger RNA from Hippopotamus amphibius kiboko, 3234 nucleotides. It is a transcript of the gene TM9SF3, whose product is annotated as transmembrane 9 superfamily member 3. The transcript has 15 exons. Lineage: Eukaryota; Metazoa; Chordata; Mammalia; Artiodactyla; Hippopotamidae. The record is from RefSeq and is a predicted model, not a curated record. Bases 184 to 1953 code for a protein of 589 amino acids. Gene Ontology annotation, cellular component: membrane. Gene Ontology annotation, biological process: protein localization to membrane.